This is a messenger RNA of Zychaea mexicana, 395 nucleotides long. RefSeq lists its product as uncharacterized. The record is from RefSeq and is a predicted model, not a curated record. The transcript is spliced from 3 exons. NCBI's taxonomy places the organism in Eukaryota, Fungi, Mucoromycota, Mucoromycetes, Mucorales, Lichtheimiaceae. Bases 100 to 297 code for a protein of 65 amino acids.
CUGAUAAAUCAAGAAAGAAUUCUGCAUAGGUACCAAAGUCCUCUUGCACAAGUUCACGACACAAUCGUGCUUGGAACGACAUGUUCGAGUGUGGGGUUGAUGUGUAUGAUGUAUAUAUAUAUAGGGAAAAAAAAGAGGAUAUGUCUAAAAAAUUUGUGGUGCGGUCUUCAUGCCGAGUCAGAGGCAGCACCGGGGACUGCUUGCUGUCACCUAACUUACUGCCUAUUGAGCCGGUUUCGUCUCUCUCUCUUUCAUAUUACUUUUCCGUGUCAAAUAGAGCCCUUUGUUCAAAAAUGAUGAUAACACUGGACGACAUGCCGGGCGAAAACAACAAUCGGCCGCGCAUCACUCGCGAGUCUGUGUUCCGUAAUGGAUAUCGUCAAGCCGAUAAAGCU